Molecule: messenger RNA, 5088 nt
Organism: Ictalurus furcatus (blue catfish)
Lineage: Eukaryota; Metazoa; Chordata; Actinopteri; Siluriformes; Ictaluridae
Gene: rps6ka2
Product: ribosomal protein S6 kinase, polypeptide 2
Exons: 21
Coding region: 135-2336 (733 amino acids)
Biological process (GO): protein phosphorylation; intracellular signal transduction
Molecular function (GO): ribosomal protein S6 kinase activity; magnesium ion binding; ATP binding
Source: RefSeq, a predicted model, not a curated record
GCUCAUAGCAAAGUCCGCGAUAUGGAUUAGAGAGAAAGCAGGUCGAGAAGCCACGGUAAAUCCCCGCGGUGUGUGAUCCGGAUUUACAGUUUAGGAUAAAGGCUAAAUUGCCCUCGGGAAGCCGACGCGGGACGAUGGACGCGAACAUGCGGAAAUUCACAGUACGGAGGUGGUUCUCGGUUUACCUGCGCAGGAAGUCGCGCUCCAAAAGCUCCAGCCUGUGCAAACUCGAGGAUGACAGCAUCCUGAAAGAGAUCGAUAUAAGCAACCACGUGAAAGAAGGCUUUGAGAAAGCUGACCCAUCACAGUUUGAGCUUCUUAAAGUGUUGGGACAGGGCUCCUACGGCAAGGUAUUUCUGGUUAGAAAAAUUAAAGGCUCAGACACUGGGCAACUCUAUGCCAUGAAGGUGUUAAAAAAGGCCACCCUGAAAGUGCGUGACAGGGUGCGAUCCAAAAUGGAGAGGGACAUUCUUGCUGAAGUGAAUCAUCCCUUCAUAGUGAAACUUCACUAUGCUUUUCAGACUGAGGGAAAACUGUAUCUCAUCCUGGACUUCCUAAGAGGAGGUGAUCUGUUCACCCGUCUCUCCAAAGAGGUCAUGUUUACUGAGGAGGAUGUGAAGUUCUAUCUGGCUGAGCUGGCUUUAGCUCUGGACCAUCUUCACAGCCUGGGAAUUAUCUACCGUGACCUCAAGCCAGAAAACAUUCUUCUUGAUGAAGAUGGGCAUAUAAAGAUCACUGAUUUUGGUCUGAGUAAAGAAGCGAUAGAUCACGACAAGAGAGCAUACUCGUUCUGUGGGACCAUCGAGUACAUGGCCCCAGAGGUAGUCAAUAGGAGAGGACACACGCAAAGUGCAGACUGGUGGUCUUUUGGUGUGCUGAUGUUUGAAAUGCUGACUGGAUCUCUGCCAUUUCAAGGCAAAGACCGCAAGGAGACCAUGGCACUUAUUCUCAAGGCAAAGCUUGGCAUGCCACAAUUCUUAAGCCCAGAGGUGCAGAGUUUACUGCGAGCACUUUUUAAAAGGAAUCCAAGCAACAGAUUAGGAGCGGGACCUGACGGAGUGGAAGAAAUCAAAAGGCAUCAUUUCUUCGCACCCAUAGAUUGGAAUAAAUUAUACAGGAAGGAGAUCAAACCUCCAUUCAAACCAGCAGUUGGCAGACCAGAGGACACUUUCCAUUUCGACCCUGAAUUCACUUCCCGCACGCCAACAGACUCACCGGGUGUUCCUCCCAGUGCUAAUGCCCAUCAGCUUUUCCGUGGUUUCAGCUUUGUGGCCACCAAUCUAGGACAGGAGCAGUGUAUAACAGAGACCAGACCGAACUCCAUUAAUCCUAUAGUGCAGCAACUUCAUAGCAACAACAUCCAUUUCACUGACGGAUAUGAAAUUAAAGAGGACAUCGGCGUCGGCUCGUAUUCAGUGUGCAAACGCUGCGUCCACAGAAUCACCAGUGUGGAAUAUGCUGUUAAAAUCAUAGACAGAGCUAAGAAGGACCCGUCGGAGGAGAUCGAGAUCCUGUUGCGAUAUGGACAACACCCCAACAUCAUCACUCUGAAAGACGUCUACGAUGAUGGGAAGUUUGUGUAUCUGGUUAUGGAACUGAUGCGUGGAGGCGAGCUGCUCGACCGUAUCCUGCACCACAAGGGCUUCUCGGAGAGAGAGGCCUCUGCUGUGCUCUGCACCAUAACCAAGACUGUGGAGUAUCUCCACUCACAGGGGGUUGUACAUCGAGACCUCAAGCCUAGCAAUAUCCUGUACAUGGAUGAGACGGGUGACCCGGAGUCGAUAAGGAUCUGCGACUUCGGCUUCGCAAAACAACUCCGGGCUGAAAACGGCCUCCUCAUGACACCUUGCUACACUGCCAACUUUGUGGCUCCAGAGGUUCUGAAGAAGCAGGGAUACGAUGCUGCUUGUGACAUCUGGAGUCUGGGAAUCUUACUGUACACCAUGCUUGCAGGGUUCACGCCCUUCGCCAGUGGACCUGAUGAUACCCCAGAGGAAAUCUUGGCUCGAAUUGGCAGUGGCAAAUACACCCUCUCUGGGGGCAACUGGGACAUGGUGUCUGACGCUGCUAAGGACAUCGUGACUAAAAUGCUGCAUGUGGACCCUCACCAGCGGCUCACCGCCCCUCUGGUCCUCCGUCACCCGUGGAUCGUAAACCAAGAGCAGUUAUCUCUGAAUCAGCUCACCCGAAAAGACGUGCACCUGGUCAAGGGAGCAAUGGCUGCUACGUAUUCAGCUCUUAACCGAACGCCACAGGCUCCCAAGCUCGAGCCUGUCCUUGCCUCCUGUCUGGCUCAGAGAAGAGGAAUGAAGAGAGUGACGUCCACUUGCUUGUAGCACACAAUCAAACAGCACCACCUAUAGGCCGUGAAGAUACUCGUGUCAAGCCUGGGAGAAGGAACCAGGCAAAUCAUCAAUGCACAACGGGGAGCAGUCAUGUGACCAUUGAAGAUGGUAGAAUUUUACCCCACGUAUACAGCUUUAGGAAAGCGAGCGGCUCAUAGCCGCUCGGAUUAACGCAGAGGGCGUUGCGAUUAGAUCCCUGCUCUAAUCCUGAAACGAGGCACAGCCAGGGAAUUGUAGUGACGGGAGUUUAGAUCAUCUCACCAACCAAGAGCACAAAUAACAUAACCUGCAAGCUCAAACUGUCAAGGCUGUCAUGUCCCACGAGCCAUCUUGAAAUGUUUGGACCUGACUGCUGUCCAAUUGCGCCAGAUUACUGUCAUUCCCCAUCUGGAUCUGGAAGUAAUAUAUUUACAGUGAAUGUGCCCAUAAAAUUGACAUAUUUCGUGGACAGCUAGACUGUAGUGCAUGUUGAAACACUAACACCGAAACUCUUCAGCAGGGAAAAAUUGUACAAACACAGUUAUCCCUUAGCCCAAAUGUGAUCAGUAAAUCAAGGUGAGUUUGGUGUCCUUUUAAAGUUUACUUCUUUAGAUGCUACUAACAAGGAAAGCGCAUAGCCACCAGCUCGUCGCAACCCACACCGAGUUCUCCAGUAAACUCAAAUUGAAAAAUUGUACAUUUCUUCCAGAACUGUUCCGUUAAGCCUAUUUAAUUUAUCUAUAAAGUCAUUCGACAUAUACAGUGGUAUGUAUAUAGGUCAGAGCCCUACAAAAUAAGAUCAGAGCCCUAAAAAUGCUUCUUUGGCUAGCUCAGGUGUUCAGCAUUCAGCACAUGUACAUUUACAGUGCAUUUACAUAACCACAGCAGAACAAGCAAUAUUAACUACAAGAGACUUAGUAAACGGACAAAACUAUAAAAGAUGCCAGCAUUAUUGACAUUUCUUUAUCUAAUUCCAGCACGCAUGCAAUCUAAGUGGUUUUAUGAAUGAAAAAAGGACACGGUUCAUUUUUGUCUUCUUAUUGUUUCAUAGUUUAUAGUGAACUGCUUCAAAGAGAUGUGAUUCCUGAAUAUUUUUUGUUGUUGUUGUUUAACACCAUUUCAAACAAUUUCUGUAUUCAAAAUAUUUUUUAAUAAUUUAUUUUUUAAUUAAUGCAUUUAUUUCAAAUAAUCGUUUCUUGAUAUGUUUAUUUGUUUCGAAUAAUAAAUGUUUUAACAUAAAUUUAUUGAUUAAUUAUUUAUUUCGCCUGCUGUUGAAGUGCACUUGACAGGGUUUUGUUCGACAGUGAAACUUGUAAAUGAGAGCCCGAGUUUUGCACUAACCUUUUUGUUUUCCAGAAUUUUUACUAAAAUAUGAGAUAAAUAUGCAGACGAUUCUGAGAUUUCUGAGAAACGGAAUUAAAUGUGCGAAGUAUUUUUAGAUAUCAGAGGUUUAGCAUGUGGUUUGCCUAAUCUUACCUGUGAAAACGCUUGUUUAUGUAUGCGUGCUCGUUUCAGAUUUUCUAUUCGAUGUGAAUUUCAUUGUACAGAAUAUAUCUUAUUCAUUUAAUAUGCUACAUGGUGGAAGCAUACAUUUUACCCAUUUACCUCAAUAAUAAGCCUUGUGCUUUAAUUCAAACCAAAAUGGCACAAUUAUGUCACUGUUCUUUUAUUCAUUGUAUUCAGGAUUUUGAACUUUAAUUCUAAACUUAUACAUGUUUAUAUCAGGCUCUUGAACACCUGCAGGCGAAUACAGUGAUUUUUAUAUAUCCAGUUAAAAUAGGGAGCAGUAAUCUUAUUUAUUUAUUUAUUUUAUUAUUUGAAGAAAGAGAUUUUCCUGUGUCUUUUCCAUCUUACCAUAGCUUGCAUAGGGCUUUUUUUUUAUUGCAAUGCUUGUUUCCUUUGGCUGGGAUGUGUAUGAAAUGUAGAAUGUUUUACCAACAUCCUUGCCUGCAUGUACGAAGUUACUUUGAGAUAAGGAUGAUGUUAAAUCUAAAACUUCAAAUGCAAAAUUAUGACGAUGUAGGACCGCCGUGCACUUUCAGAAAUAAAAGUAACACGCUGUACUUUUUCUUAUCGCUAGGGUGCUACUAUCAAGGGUUCAUCAUUCGUACCGUUAAUAUGUGUCUUUUACCCAGGAAUGUGCAUGUGAUGUACCUGUGAUUGAUCAUUUUAUAGUAAAGCUUUAAAGGAUACAUCAGUGGGUUUUUUUUUAGGUCCAAUUAUGUGUAAAGAUACAAGGUAUAAAGAUACAUAGUGACUGUACCACCCCAGCCCAAAGGAAAAGUGCAUUUUGGUACCUUUAUUUCUGAGAGUGUGGAUCAGGUGCAGAGAAAAAUGAACAACCAUAGUCAUACUGUUAUUUUUGUCCUUCAUAUUGGCUUGCAUGCCAGCAAUUUCUAAAUAAAUUCUAUUGAAAAAUGUGCUGUCUGAUUUUAUUAUGAAGCGCUUCCAGUCCUCAGGAAAUGGUGAUUUUCAUUGAAACUGAUUUCUUCCUCACAAGUACAAUGUGUCGUUAAAACAACCAGCAUCUGUCUGCUUUGAAAAGGUAACUCUGUGAUCUUUUUUUUUUUUUUUACUGUAAUAUGAAUUUUAAUAACAGUUUAAUCAUUUCACAGGCUUAAAAAAAAAGUAAUAAUUAAUACCUACAUGGGAACAUGCUCCAGUGGUACAAUUUCUCCCCAUGCCCUGUAGAAGUUUUCUAUUUAGGAUAUAACAUUUUUACAUAUACAGUCAUGGGAACAAGAAAGUACACCCACCUUCAAUU